Lentinula edodes (shiitake mushroom) is the source of this 706-nucleotide messenger RNA. RefSeq lists its product as uncharacterized. The transcript has 4 exons. Gene Ontology annotation, biological process: proteasome-mediated ubiquitin-dependent protein catabolic process. Gene Ontology annotation, molecular function: proteasome-activating activity. Gene Ontology annotation, cellular component: proteasome regulatory particle, base subcomplex. Bases 382 to 702 code for a protein of 106 amino acids. Lineage: Eukaryota; Fungi; Basidiomycota; Agaricomycetes; Agaricales; Omphalotaceae. The record is from RefSeq and is a predicted model, not a curated record.
GAGUUGUAUGAGGAAAUAGUAAUUGAACUUUGGACAGGUGUUAUUCUCUACAGAGUUCCCGGUAAUGGUAAAACUGUUUUCGCAAAAGCCGUCACUAAUCAAAUAUUUGCUACCUUCCUGCUUACCGUCGGAUCUGAGCUCAUCCAAAAGUACGUUGGAGAUGGUCCUAAACUUGUACGCAAGUUGUUCCGUGUGGUGGAGGAACAUGUACCAAGUAUCAGCUUCAUAGAUGAAACUGACGCGGCAGGAACAACACGUUACGACUCUACAUCCGAUAAAGAACAUCAAAUCUAACGCACCGUAUUGGAGGGUCUAUAUCUGCUAGAUGGAUUCGAUACGCGUAAACAUGUGAAGAUCAUCAUAGCUACAAAUCGGUCUGAAAUGCUAGAUCCUGUUCUUACUCACCCUGAAUAUAUUGACCAUAAGAUCGAGUUUCCUCUGCCUGACGUCAAAACAGACACAUCUUCAAUUUUCAGACUUUAUACUUCGCAUGUGAGUCUCGCUGAGGACGUGGAUCUUGAGGACUUCUGCGUAAUCAGGGAUGGCUUCUCCGCUGGUCAUAAGAAAGCGGUACAUACAGAAACUGGACUGCUUGCGUUGAAAGAAAGACGAAUAAGAGUCAUUAUAGCCGACUUCAGUUCCGCGAGAGAAGAGGUACUACACAGGAACAACGAAGAUACUGCGGAAGGGCUUUACCUGUAAUGAU